AUGAAGUCACAAGAAGACCAAAAACACAUUGAGGAACUCCAAGGUGAUAUUAAGAGAGGAAAGGAAGACUUGAGCAAGUUAACCACUGAGUACAAAUUACUUGAAGCUGAUAAUCAAAGACUUCAAGAUGAAAUUACUGAGCACAAAGCGACUAUUGUUAAGAGGGAUAGUAAGCUAGUGGCCGAAGAAGACAAUUCAAAGGAUCUCGAGAAACAAUUGCACGAGAAGGAAGACGACAUUGCUUAUUUAGAGAAUGAGAAGCAAUCUGUUGAAGACGCUUCUAAGAUUGAGAAUUAUGAAUCACAGAUUAAAGCACUUGAAGCACAAAAGAAGAUGGCAUUGGACGACAAAGCGGAGGCUGAGAAGACUGCCGCGGACCAAUCUGAUAGAAGAAAGAAGAUGGAAGACCAAGUCAAAGCACUCAAUGCACAA
This is a messenger RNA of Entamoeba invadens IP1, 432 nucleotides long. RefSeq lists its product as hypothetical. The record is from RefSeq and is a predicted model, not a curated record. NCBI's taxonomy places the organism in Eukaryota, Evosea, Mastigamoebida, Endamoebidae. The annotation marks the transcript as partial. The transcript is spliced from 3 exons.